Pleurotus ostreatus (oyster mushroom) is the source of this 1566-nucleotide messenger RNA. RefSeq names its product Exoglucanase 1. Lineage: Eukaryota; Fungi; Basidiomycota; Agaricomycetes; Agaricales; Pleurotaceae. Gene Ontology annotation, cellular component: extracellular region. The record is from RefSeq and is a predicted model, not a curated record. Gene Ontology annotation, molecular function: hydrolase activity, hydrolyzing O-glycosyl compounds; cellulose binding. Bases 1 to 1566 code for a protein of 521 amino acids. Gene Ontology annotation, biological process: carbohydrate metabolic process. The transcript has 7 exons.
AUGUUCAACAAAAUCGCUCUCACUGCACUCGCCUUCGGCGCCAUGGCCUUUGGUCAACAAAUCGGCACGUUGACGACGGAGACCCACCCUCCUCUCACUGUUCAGCAAUGUACCGCGAGCGGCUGCACCAGCUUGAACCGCGCUGUUACCCUUGAUUCCAACUGGCGUUGGUUGCACUCUACCAGCGGCGCGACUAACUGCUACACCGGCAACACCUUCGACGCGACUCUGUGCCCGCCCAAUGACGGCGCCGCCUGUGCCGCCAACUGCGCCCUCGACGGUGCUGACUACAGCGGCACAUAUGGUAUCACCACCUCCGGCAACGCUCUUACCCUCAAGUUCGUUACCACCGGCGCCAACAAGAACAUCGGUUCCCGAGUGUACCUCAUGGAGGACAACACCCACUACAAGACCUUCAACCUGAAGAACCAAGAAUUCACCUUCGAUGUCGACAUGUCCAACCUUCCCUGUGGCUUGAACGGUGCCCUCUACUUCUCAGAGAUGCCAGCAGACGGUGGUGUUUCCUCUACCAACGCGGCUGGUGCGAGAUUCGGUACUGGCUACUGUGACUCCCAGUGCCCCCACGAUCUCAAGUUCAUUGGAGGAGUGGCCAACAACGUCGGCUGGACUGGCUCGUCGAGCGAUCCCAACUCGGGAGCCGGUAACUUCGGUGCCUGCUGCGGUGAGAUGGAUAUUUGGGAAGCCAACUCGAUGGCUGCCGCCUACACUCCCCACCCUUGCAGCACCGACGGCCUCUUCCGUUGCACUGGCACCGAUUGCGGUGACGGCGACAACAGAUAUGCUGGUGUCUGUGACAAGGAUGGAUGUGACUUCAACUCCUACCGUAUGGGAGACCGCUCCUUCCUUGGCUUGGGCAAGACUGUUGACACCAGCAAGAAGAUCACUGUCGUAACUCAAUUCAUCACCGCCGACAACACCUCAAGCGGAGACCUCGUCGAAAUCCGCAGAGUCUACGUUCAGGACGGCGUUGUUAUCCAGAACUCAGUAACCAGCGUCCCAGGACUCGACCCCUACGAUUCCAUCACCGGUGACUUCUGCGCGGCCCAGAAGUCUGCCUUCGGCGACAACAACUACUUCGCCACCAAGGGCGGACUCAGACAGAUGGGCAAGUCCUUCGACAACGGCAUGGUGUUGGUCCUCAGUGUCUGGGAUGACCACGCCGUCAACAUGCUCUGGCUCGACUCGGACUUCCCCACCGACAAGGACCCGUCCCUCCCGGGUGUCUCCCGUGGCGCUUGCGCUACCACGUCUGGUGUCCCCGCUGAUGUUGAGGCACAACACCCGAAUGCUUCGGUUACGUACUCGAACAUCAAGUACGGCCCCAUUGGUUCGACCUUCAGCGGCGGCUCUACCCCUCCUACCUCGUCUACCCCAGUUACAUCGUCUACUCCCAGCACGACCUCCAGCGGCACAACCCCGACUGCUCCUUCUGGCACAGUCCCCCAAUGGGCUCAGUGCGGCGGCAUCAACUACACCGGCCCCACCGCCUGUGUUUCUCCAUUCACCUGCCAUGUUAUUAACGACUUCUAUUCUCAGUGUUUCUGA